Messenger RNA from Hypanus sabinus (Atlantic stingray), 2275 nucleotides. RefSeq names its product hyaluronidase-5-like. Gene Ontology annotation, biological process: hyaluronan catabolic process; carbohydrate metabolic process. NCBI's taxonomy places the organism in Eukaryota, Metazoa, Chordata, Chondrichthyes, Myliobatiformes, Dasyatidae. Bases 332 to 1891 code for a protein of 519 amino acids. Gene Ontology annotation, molecular function: hyalurononglucosaminidase activity. The record is from RefSeq and is a predicted model, not a curated record. Gene Ontology annotation, cellular component: acrosomal vesicle. The transcript is spliced from 4 exons.
AUGAUUUUACGGCUACGGGGAGAAGCGCCAUUAAAGGGUCACAAUUUGAUACUUUAAAUAAUCUUCAGGAUAGUUCCGGUUUACCGAAGCUUGUAAAGUACGUCGAAUUACGUUUGCAGCGCACACCUUUCUUUAACUUUACAACAGCGUUUCUACGGCUGUGCCACAACGGCAAUCACUGUCUACCUACUAGUUAACUUCUGGUGAUCAAUUAAACCUCGCCAAGUGAGCAGAGUGAAUUCAAAGCACGAGAUCGUAAAAGAAAACAGGAAGCACUCUGAGAGAUUUUCAUCCAAGUGGCUAUUGCCGACUGAAGUACCUUGGUGCAAUAAUGAGGUGCCAUAACUUUAAAUGCAGCCACAACAAUCGUCUCUCUAUAGCAAUUAUACAGUUUACUCUACUGGCUUCCAGCUACCUCAGCCAACCGUUACCUCAAACUGUGCAUCCCUUGAACAAGAGAUCCCCCUUCACUGCUUUGUGGAAUGCACCCACUGAACUAUGUGACAGUAGAUUUGGUAUAACAAUAGAUUUGAGCCUGUUUGAAGUUGUUGGCAGCCCCUUAGAAUCUGCUAAAGGACAACCAAUCUCAAUAUUCUACCACAACAGACUUGGUUAUUAUCCAUAUUAUGAUGAGUUGACUAACGAAGCAUUUAAUGGUGGCUUACCUCAGCUGGUGUCUUUACACCAUCACCUAUUAAAGACAAAGGAAGAUUUUCAGCAUUAUAUCCCUUCAGAUGCAAAUCCUGGACUAGCAGUGAUAAACUGGGAAAACUGGAGACCACAGUGGAUAAGAAAUUGGGACCAGAAAGAUAUUUACAGAAUAAAAUCUAUCGAGCUGGUUAUGGAACAAAAUCAGUUAAUGAACAUGAAAGAUGCAACUGAGAUUGCCAAGAAUGAAUUUGAAGAACAUGCAAGAAAAUUAAUGUUAGCAACUUUAAAGUUGGGUAAAUCAUUAAGACCAAAUCACCUAUGGGGAUAUUAUUUGUACCCAGAGUGUUAUAAUUACAACUACAAGGAUUCAUUUGUUAACUACACAGGGAGAUGCCCUGAUAUUGAAAUAGCAAGAAAUAAUGAACUUCUCUGGCUUUGGAAUGAAAGCACAGCACUUUUUCCAUCCAUCUAUCUGCAGACAACUCUACGAGAUUCAGUGGCUGCUGCUAAGUUUGUACGUCACCGUAUCGAGGAAGCAAAGCGUGUGGCAGAACUUUCUGCCCAGGACUACUCUCCUCCUGUGUAUGUUUACACCCGGCCUGUGUUCACUGAUUCACCCAUGGAAUAUCUAUCUGAGAUUGAUCUUCUCCACACUAUUGGGGAAAGUGCUGCUCUGGGAACAGCUGGGUUUGUUGUAUGGGGCAGUUUGAAUAUGACAGAAACAAGGCUGGUGUGUUUGACCGUUGAUAACUACGUUAAAGAAGUCCUGAAUCCUUACAUUGUUAAUGUGACAUCUGCAGCCAAGCUCUGCAGUAAAAUACUGUGCCACAACAAAGGGCGGUGUGUGCGGAAGGCGUGGGACUCUGCUCAUUACCUGCAUUUGAACCCGGCAAGCUUCAGAAUAAGGAGAACCAACAAAGGAUAUAUAGUUAUCGGACAAGCUUCCUUUGAAGAUAUAAUCUUCUUCACUGAAAAUUUUAUUUGCCAGUGCUAUGCAGGGCAGAAUUGUGAAUCUGUUGGUGACAUAGAGAACUAUAUCACUGAAUUGGACACCUGUGUUAAUCCAGAAUAUUGCAUCAAUCUGAAUACCUACAUAGAAAUGCCCACCAAGUCACAAAUUACAAACCUAAUGUCGACUAUGUCUUCCCCAAAUUCUGUUUUUUCUAUCAAUGGCAAUGUUGGCUCACUAGUUUGUACAGCUAUUAUUGCAUCCUAUGUAGUGCAUCAAAUGCUAUUUUGAUGAAAAUACCUGUACUCUAUAACUCUCUAAAACAUCUUUCAUUUGUUUAGUAACUGCAGCACGACAGGGAUUUUACUUGAAGCGUUGCCUGUUGCGUUUCAGUUAACUUACCACUGUGAAUGUUUCAGUGCUUGGAUUGAACAGUAUACUGAAUCCUCCAAUGAUUGAUCAGCCACUUAUUUAAAUAUUUCAGUGCUUGACUCUGUCUCUGAAUGCUUGAUUUUGAAUAGACUCUGUUACUGAUGUUUGUUUGUUUCUGUCAGGUAGAGUUUGCUCGUGUUCAUGUGGUAUACAGAAGUAAUUGUGGACGAAUCAAAAAUAAUAUGGCCUGUCUGUGGCAAAAACUGUCAAUUAAUGUUUGAAUUAUAGGCCACAGAAUUUGUU